AUGGCGGAUAAGUUAUUUCUAUCUGCAUCUAACUUGCUUGACCGUGACAUCACUUCAAAGAGUGAUCCAAUGGCUGUGAUGUACGCAAAGAAAAGAGAUGGAAAACUAGAGGAGUUAGGUCGCACUGAGGUUGUAUUGAAUAGUUUGAAUCCUGCAUGGAUAGAAAAAGUUACAGUUGCAUUCCAGUUCGAGAUUGUGCAGCCAUUGGUAUUUCAUGUAUAUGAUGUGGAUUCAAAAUAUCAUAAUGUACCUGUGAAGACGCUAAAAUUGAAUGAUCAAGAAUUUCUUGGAGAGGCUUCUUGUGUUCUAUCUGAGAUAGUGGCUAAACAAACUCGGAGUUUAACCCUAAAUCUCAAUAACAAAAAUGGGCAUACGAGCUUGAGGAACUUGGGGGCACUCACUAUCCAUGUAGAGGAAACAGUUUCUUCGAGGAGUUGUGUUGAGAUGGUAGUCCAUUGUUCCCACUUGGAUAACAAGGACCUAUUCUCUAAAAGUGAUCCUUUCUUAAGAAUAUCUAGAAUUGUUGAGAGUGGAGGCUUUAUUCCAAUAUGCAAAACUGAAGUGGUGAAGGACAAUUUGAAUCCAAUUUGGAAACCCCUAUGCCUGAGCAUACAGCAGUUUGGAAGUAAGGAUAACCCAUUAAUUAUAGAGUGCUUUGAUUUCAAUAGCAGUGGCAAUCAUGUGCUUAUUGGUAAGCUCCAGAAGUCGGUGGCAGACCUGGAAAAACUUCAUAUAGAAAGACGUGGUGCAAAUCUCACCUUACCAUCUCCUCAUCAGGAUCAUGAGAAGGUUUUGAAGGGACAGCUAUUUGUGGAUCAAUUUUGUGAAAAGCAACAGUACAGUUUUUUGGAUUACAUUUCCAGUGGAUUUGAGCUGAACUUUAUGGUUGCUGUUGACUUUACAGCCUCAAAUGGAAAUCCUCGGAAUCCAGAUUCUUUACACUACAUUGAUCCUUUUGGCCGGUUGAAUCCUUAUCAACGGGCUAUAAUGGAGGUUGGGGAGGUCAUUCAGUUUUAUGAUUCCAAUAGGCGCUUUCCUGCUUGGGGCUUUGGAGGAAGAACAAUUGAUGGUACCAUAUCACAUUGUUUUAACUUGAAUGGAAGUACAGGUGCCUUUGAGGUUGAAGGAGUUGAAGGCAUCAUGGCUGCUUAUGCAAGGGCUCUCCAUAAUGUUGCCCUGGCAGGACCCACUUUAUUUGGCCCAGUGAUUAACACAGCUGCACAAAUUGCUGGCCAGUCCGUCUCGUACAACAGCAACAAAUACUUUGUCUUGCUCAUUAUUACGGAUGGAGUCAUUACAGACCUGCAAGAAACAAAAGACGCUUUGGUCAGGGCAUCCGAUCUGCCUCUAUCUAUCCUUAUAGUCGGAGUGGGAGGUGCAGAUUUUAGAGAAAUGGAGGUUCUUGAUGCUGACAAUGGAAGACGGUUAGAGAGCUCUACAGGUCGUGUGGCUACACGUGACAUCGUGCAGUUUGUUCCAAUGCGAGAAGUGCAUGGUGGGCAGAUUUAUGUGGUCCAGGCUCUAUUGGAAGAGCUACCUGGACAGUUUUUGACAUACAUGCGUUGUAGAGAUAUCAAGCCAAGUCCUCUCCAUGCAGCCUCAAGCCCUCAACUUCUGCUUGACUAACAGUUACCAUGUUCACAAGAUUUAUAAAUAUGCUAAUUCUGAUCUGAUCAACUGAGAAAUUUUAGGUCUG
Molecule: messenger RNA, 1696 nt
Organism: Quercus robur (English oak)
Lineage: Eukaryota; Viridiplantae; Streptophyta; Magnoliopsida; Fagales; Fagaceae
Product: protein BONZAI 3-like
Exons: 16
Coding region: 1-1626 (541 amino acids)
Biological process (GO): cellular response to calcium ion
Cellular component (GO): plasma membrane
Molecular function (GO): calcium-dependent phospholipid binding
Source: RefSeq, a predicted model, not a curated record